AUGGCGCGAAUCAAGUUAAAGAAAAUAUUAAUGUCUGACGAACCAGCGUUUGAUCUGAGAGCCCACUUUACCCAUUUACCAUAUAUCUCACCUGCUCCUCCUUCUGCCACCCCUACGUCAGGUCCAUCUUCGCCGGGGCUGGUGAUGGACGGGGUGUACCUGACGGACGUGAGGGUACUACUGCCCGUCGUGGCUUCCUCCUUAGCCCUCCUCGCCACCGUCAUCACCGUCUGCGUCUGCGUCAAGAAGAAGCCUCCGCCAGCCUCGCCACAGAGCGGAGGGGACAGUAGCAUGACGGCGGUACAGGACAACAAGGAAAACAUGAAGCAACGGGAACAGUACUACGCCACCGUCAGGAAAACCUCUCCCCACCGUGAUCCAGCAGCCCUAGAGCGUAUCCCUGAAUACGCGGACGACAUCUACCCGUACGCCACCUUCCAGAUGAACAACAGCCAACAACAGCAGCAGCCACAGCGACCCCGUCUGCAGCAACCGACACCCCAGCAGCACCACAACCCCUCCCACGGACAUUACCAACCCUGCCCUUACAAGGAUGUUAUGGCCGGUAGAGAGCGGAUGACAAGCUCAGCUGAGACCUACUGCCGUGUGGGCAGCGGCGGUGGAGGAGGUAACGGCGUAGGUGGCGGUGGAGGGGGCGGUGGCGGCGGUGGCGGUGGAGGUGGUGGAGGGGUUCUGGGCGUACGAGGGCGCCACCCCACGCCCGCGCCUCAUUCUGUCAAGUCAGAGAGCGAGGAGUAUGACACCUUUGGGUCUGACUCGGAUACGGACCCGCCCGCAUCCUCCAGGACCGAGUCAUCCAACCAACUGGACCAGGACAGGUCAGGGAUGAUCAGAGCUGUGCAUCAUAACCUUAUUUACCACGCGGCCGAGUCUAGCACGUCUACCGAAGCCUCGCCUACUUUACCUAGGCGGUCCUUCCACAGAAAACGAGAGAGGAUGGGCGUCACGCGGGGGACAAUAGGAGGAGGAGGCGGGGUCAUCCACACACUCCUUAGUCCACCACGCACGCCCUCUUCCCUCCUGGGGAUGUCGCCCGUGCCUCUCACACCGCCUACGCCGCCCACACCCUUCACCGACGCCCACGAGCUUAGUGAGACGGAGUGCGAUAGGGACGUUCGCAGGAGCUACCUGGUGGUGGAGCGGGGCAGCACCAUCAACGUGUAGGACACCAACUGACUUCAUUAAACCUAGUUUGCGUAAGCACCUGUUGAUCAUAGUACACCCAGCUGGUAAUUGCAACCAUGAACAGCUGGCUACAGUACAUCACACAGGUACCUAAACUCAUCAACAGGUAGAUACAGUACGUCCAUCUGGAACCUACAACUACCAAAUCGAAUGAUGUUGACUAUGGUACCCAGCUGACCGUGUCUCAAAAUAUAGGUGAACUGGUGCUAUACGCAGAGCUUAGCUGUGGCACUUCAACCUUUAUCUUCGCUAAGCUAGACACUGAAAUUUCGUUCUGGCAUGGAAAGCUUAAACGUUUAUCCUAUAAAAAACAUAGGAGUCGAAAUAUAUGUCUUUAUCUAUAUAUCAACUUAACUAUCUAUCUUUCUAUCUCUCUAUUUAUCUGUCUAUCUGCCAAUCUAUCUAUAUAAAUUGAAUAGAAAAAUGUCUUGAGAAUGGUUCAAGUUGGCCCACAUGGAUCCGGUUUAGACCGGAGAUGCUCCAGAGAAUCUCAAUUGGACGCUGCCACAACUCGGUACACAAGUCGCUCUUCCAUAAAAAUGGGCGUAAAUCCAUCACGGAGCAGAGGCAGGAAGGGCGCCUCUCAUACUUGACGUUACAAUAACUUUUCCCACCACAGCGUUGACAAAUCUUGUUUUCGGGUGUGUACAGUUAUACCUCAUGAUCUGCGUCUGUGGAGGAAGAAGAACCUGAAUUACUGCUCUUUCCUGAACACAAUAAUAAUCAAAGACUAAUUGAUGAAAAGUGACCAAUGAAAAUAGAACUCACUUUCCCAAACCAGUGAAAGAGUCCAGUGAAAAUUAACGUCUUGUGCUCUCCUUCUGACUGAGAGAUUACACAAGUGAUAUUCCUUGAGUAAUUUUCUUGAGCUCUUUAUUUAACCAAACAUUGGCAUAACAUUUUACGAUUAUAACAUAGAUCAUUUAUUGUACAUAUAUAAACCAAAAAAUUUAAAAUAUUCUCGUCUCGGAAGCUUAAAUGAGAAACUGAAGUUAUAUUGGGUGUUGUUAUACUGUGACUGUGUGUUACUGAUACAGAUAAUAUAAGAAAAGUAUGUGUCUUGUGCGAAAGGUGAAGCGUGUUGUGUGUUGGGCAUUUGGUGACACCCAUUACACCUCUGUACUUUCUACCCGUCGGCCAUGCAGGAGAACAAAGAGAAUAAAUGUACUGAAAAUAGUUUAGAAAAAAAGAGAUAUAAAGAAAAGUAUUGUUGUGUGUAAAUUAUGGUACAGACAGAGAGUGUAAAUAGUGUCAUAACGGACGGACGGUAGAGUGUAGACAGUACCAUAAAGGACGGAUGGGAGAGUGUAUACAGUAGACAGUGACAAAGACGGGCAGACGAGUGUGUCCUGAUCGUUAACCAAAAUAGAAAGACGUGAGUUUUUUUUCAUAUAGUUAAACCAUUAUAUUGAACGUUGGAGUUUUUCAUGUUCCACUUUAUCAUUUUUUUUCAGAAUCCUGUUUAUUAAUUUGUUAAAAGUCUCUUACAUGUGAAAUAUAUACACUUUAUAUAUAGAGAGAAAAAUAUCGCUGUGUACCUUUUUCCCCAUAACUAUCAAUGUAUAAUAUAUUUCUACAUAAUAAAGAGGAUUUUCAUGUAUA
Molecule: messenger RNA, 2808 nt
Organism: Homarus americanus (American lobster)
Lineage: Eukaryota; Metazoa; Arthropoda; Malacostraca; Decapoda; Nephropidae
Product: Down syndrome cell adhesion molecule-like protein Dscam2
Exons: 7
Coding region: 1-1185 (394 amino acids)
Source: RefSeq, a predicted model, not a curated record